AUGAAAUGGGUGAAAGGUGCAAAACAAGGCAUUGUCGUGGCUGGUAAUCAAGGAGAAGGACAUGGUCUUACACAGUUGUCAUAUCCUGAAGGAGUCGUUGUCGAUCAAUUGGGCACUGUCGUUGUGGCUGAUCGAGGGAAUCAUCGAAUAAUGCGUUGGCCCAAAGGAGUCACAAAGGGAAGUGUCAUUGUUGGUGGAAACGAUGGCGGAGGACAAUCGAACCGGCUCAAUGGGCCCACCGGUUUGUCAUUCGAUCGACACGGCAAUCUCUAUGUCGUCGAUAACGGAAAUCGUCGAGUACAAAAAUUCAAUAUCGAUUCAAAUUCUUAUUCUU
Didymodactylos carnosus is the source of this 334-nucleotide messenger RNA. Lineage: Eukaryota; Metazoa; Rotifera; Eurotatoria; Philodinida; Philodinidae. The record is from the annotation of a GenBank genome assembly.